This is a messenger RNA of Linum tenue, 616 nucleotides long. The record is from the annotation of a GenBank genome assembly. Lineage: Eukaryota; Viridiplantae; Streptophyta; Magnoliopsida; Malpighiales; Linaceae.
GCGUUCCGAUUGCUCUCCCGGCCGAAACCGAGUCUCCAAGAAUUUUCCGGCUUUGUCUUCGUCGCGCGAGAGAGAGAGGGCGGGAGAGGGAUUCUCGUUUGCAGGCAGCUAUAGCGACGAUUAUGGCAACGGUUGUGAAGAAAAUCGUGUUGAGUUUUGUCAAUAUUUUUUCUGUGAUGUUGUUUGGCUACGUAAUCAACGGUACUUGCAGGAGUCAGGUUUCGUUCGCCGUGAAGUGCCUGGUUAUAUUGGGGUGCUGUAUCGUUAGCGUGCUGGGAUCUCUGUUCGUGGAUUCGCUCAAGGGCGAUCGGCAGCAGAGUCAGUCGGCGAUCGAAGGAACCGCCGACCCGGCGAGGAAGGAAAACUGAUCGUGCAACCCUGAUAUUUGUUUGUAAUAGUGGUAAUUUCUGAUCUUAAAUUGACGUUCUAGUGUUUUGUGAAUGAAAAAUCUGAUGGCCUGAGACUCAGUUAUGUGAAUCGUUGUAAUCAUGAUCAGUUUAGAAAAUUUCUCUUGUUAUGUGAUUUGUUCGUGUGAACUGUGUCCGGAUUCCUUGGAGAAGACUAUGCCUAACAUAUGCUCGAUGAAAUGCCCCUGAGGAAACAUAGUUGGAAAUUA